Messenger RNA from Scylla paramamosain (green mud crab), 1061 nucleotides. RefSeq names its product von Willebrand factor A domain-containing protein 5A-like. The transcript has 6 exons. NCBI's taxonomy places the organism in Eukaryota, Metazoa, Arthropoda, Malacostraca, Decapoda, Portunidae. The coding region runs from base 250 to 669 and encodes 139 amino acids. The record is from RefSeq and is a predicted model, not a curated record.
AACAUGAAAAAAGAAGAAAAAAGAGGCGUGUGUUUUGUCCUUUCUUUCUUUACUUCAUUCUUUCCUCCCCUGCCUGGCGCCUCUCUCUCUCUCUUAUAGGUGCGGGCGGUGCUGCCUGUGGAGGAGGGCGCAGCUGUGUACCACUGUGAGGCGCAGCUGGACGGCAGAACCAUUGUGACUCACUGCUUGGAGAAGAACAAGGCAGAGAAGGUGUACAAGGAGGCUUUGAAAGAGGGGAAGACUGCCCUCAUGACACGAGAAGACCCUGACUCAAGCGACAUUCUCACGCUUAACCUCGGCAACUUUCCUGCGGGAACGAGGGCCAAGGUCACCCUUCGUCUGGUGAUGGAGUUGAGGGCUGAGACAGACGGCAUCAUCAGCUUUGUUUUGCCCACAGUACUCAACCCGCGCUACACCCCUGCUGACCACCCUCGCAGGCAAGAUUGGGACUGGAGGUGGGAGGAUCGAGGGGUGUAUGUGACACAGCCUUACUCCAUGGAGGUGAAGGCACAAGUAUGUGGUAACCACCAGAUAUCUCGGAUCGUCUCCCACACUGACCCACUCAACGUGACCCUGACUGAUGAUGCCAUGUCUGCCCAGGUGAGCCAGGACGGAGGGUUCAGCUGCGACCACGACUGGAGCAUGCUGGUGUACUACAGGAGUGCCUAACGGCCCCACCUGUUGCGGGAGACCGGUGAACGCUCUGCCACUGGGAUCAUGAAGGAUGACCUGCUCAUGCUGAACCUCUUCCCAGAGGUGCCCACCAACACCUACUCCAGCAGGAAUGAGAUUAUCUUUGUCAUCGACCGCUCAGGAAGCAUGCAUGGGGAAAAGAUAGAGAGUGCCCGGGCAACACUUCUUCUGUUCCUGAAGAGUCUGCCUCUGGGUUGCCUCUUCAACAUUGUCAACUUCGGCUCAUCCUUCUCAGUGCUCUUCAAGAAGUGAGUGGUCCAGACUGGGUUAGGAUAAGUGAGAGGUCAUUCUUCCUCUUCCUCCUAUAUUUAUCUUGUCUCAUCUUUCUCAUCUUCUAUCUUUUAAUUUACUUCCAUUCCUCCUCCUCC